AUGUUAGUUACAGCUUCAUCACCAACUGAUUCCGAUUCAACCACUUCUAAAAAUUCCAAUUCCAACUCCAACCUUAAAAGAUCAGAUUCAAAUUCUUCAACAAAUUCUUCAUCUUCCAAUAUCUCUUCAGAUUAUGAUAAUUAUUUAAGGAUUGCAACUGAUAAAAACCCUUGUAUUCUUUUAGAAUUGGAAUUGGAUGGUUCAAUUAGAUAUAUCUCAAAAUUAUGGUAUAGUUUGAUUUCCAAACAAUCACCCAAAAAUAUCUCAAAUGUCAUAAUUUCUGAUAAUCAUCAAGAUUUAAUGGUAUUCCAAACUGUAAUGAGAAUGAUGCUAACAAAUAAAAAUGCUUGUUAUACUGUGACUUUCAACGUGGCAAAAGAUGAUAAAAAGAUUCAUGAAAAUAUAAAUGAAAAUCCAAUUGAUUAUGAAUGUAAUGAAUCAACUUUUAGAAAAUCGUCUAUAGCUCUCUCUUCAACUGUUCAACAAGAUAAUAUAACCACUUUAGAAGCUUGUGGGAUUCUAUUGAAUAAUAACGAUAAAGAUUCAAAACCAUAUUCCAUGUGGAUCGUCAAACCUUACUUCCAAGAAUGGUAUAACAAUGGUGAUCUCACAAAUAUUUUACCACAAGAUUUCAUUAAAAAUUUAGGGUUUGGUGCAACCAUUUUUGCUGAAUAUUUAAAUAAGUUAGAGACUCUUGGUAUAGUGGAUGAAUCUCAACUCCCAGAUCCAAAUAUGGAAUUGUGUCGAGUUUGUGAAUUGUUUGUUCCAGAUUGGUGGUUGGAAACUCAUUCUCAACUUUGUAUUUGUGAACAUAAAAUUCAAUCAAGGUUACAAUUAUUACACGAUAAUUUAAUAGAACAGUAUUCUUUAUUAGAAAACGUAGAGAAUUUACAUGAAUAUAAAGGUAUAAAAUUAGAUCCACAUCCUUUAAAUAUCCCGGAAAGAUUCCGUACUCUUUUGAUGAAAUUAUGCCAAUUUGCAAUAGAUUUAAAUUUAACUGAUAGUCGACGUAUUGAAAUUGAAAAUAUGUUUGCUCCAUCACCUAUUCAAUUACAACAAUAUUUUUCUAAUCCAAAUUCCAAUCCACAUUCCAAUUCUAAUUCUAAUUCUAAUUCAACAACUAAUUUACUUCGAAAGCAAUUAUCAAAUUCAAUACUAAAUGCUAAAAAGGGAGCCCUAGAGACAACUUCAAAUCAAGUUCAAGAUUUAUCAAGAGAAGAUAACUCAAAAAUUCCAGUAUCUAGACCCCAUUUGAGAUCUUAUCAAUCUUCAGAAUCAAAUUCUCCAUCUCCAUAUCAACAAGUUCAUAAAAAACAAAAGGAAAAUUCAAAAUAUGAUUCAAGAAAGCAUAACACUAAUAGUAAUGAUAAUAACACUAUUGAGACUAAAUUACUCAACCAUGGUAAUGUACUUUUACCAACUCGCUCAACUUUAAAUCUACCGACUAUUUCAAAUUUUAUUCCACAUUCUGAAUCACUUUCUCCUCAAGCUAUUCCAAAUGAUAAAAGAACUAAUAAAAAUUUAAAUAACAUUAAUACAACUCUUGAAGAACCUUUCCAUUCAAAUACUAUAUCAGAUUCAAAUAUUAAUUCGGAAACAUUAGAAAAUCCAUUUUGUUCAAAUGGGUUUACUGAAAAUACAAAGACUUAUAUUGAUGAAAUUCAAAAUUGGAAAAAUAUUUUAAAUGAAAAAUGUUGUCCUAAUGACAAUGAUAAUAAUACUAACAAUGAAAAUACUUUUUAUUCUAUUCUAGAAGGGAAAAUUUGUAAAUUAAAUGAGUUACAAGAUCCAAACGUUAGAACUCUAGCUCAAGAUACUUUGAAUUUGGCAAGAGAUAAAAUUGAUGCAAUCUUAAGAUUAGAUAACUCUAUGAUUUACUCCUUAAAAUUGAAAAAUCAAAUUAAUAUGCAUGUUAUUCAAUUAAUUCGAGAACAACUUAAUAAAAAUAGGCAACAAAGCGUGGUAACAAUUAAUAACUCAAAUUCAACACAAUCCUUUAAUUCAAUUAUACAUAAUUCCCAAAAUGUAAACUUCAAUAUUAUCGAUGCUGAUCGCACUAUUAUUGAUGACAGUUCUCAUUCUAAUUCAAAUAUAAAUAAUGAAUAUAAUUACAUGACAGAUGAUGAAGAUCAUGAAUUUCUUAAUUCAUCAAAUAUUUCUUCUACGUUAUAUUAUCCUCAACCAAAGCGUUUACAACAUGAAAUUUUUUCCCGUGCAUAUUUACAAGAUGAUGCAAUUCCAAAUAACAAGUCAAAAACGCAUAGAACUUUAUCAAACAAGAGUACAAAAUCAAUAGCUUCUUCAACGGAUAAUGAAAAACAAUUUAAUUCGAAAUCUAUUAAUAAUAAAAAUAAUAAUAAUUCCAAAAAUAAUAAGUUAAACAACAAAAACAAUAAUGACAAUGAUAACGAUAACAAUAACGAUAAUAAUAUUAAUUCCAAUAUAGAUGUACAAUAUAAUCAUGAAAAUGCCAAUAGCCAAGAUACAUUAUGGCAGGCGCUAUCUAGAUCAGGAUCUGUUACACCAAAACAACAGAUGGACUUCAUCAAUGAUUCUACUCAUAAUAUCAAUAAAGGGAAUAAUAGUAACUCCUGUAAUAACUCAAAUCAACAAUUUAAUUUAUCAGGUCAACAUUCGAAUGUAGUGAGUAAAUUCUUAAAUAAUACUAAAUCUUCUUUAACAAGCACUACAACAUCCACUCCAGUAACAUACCCACCAAAUCCAAUUUCACUCUCUACUCCUUCUGCAUUUAAUACUCCCAUAUCAGGAUCAGUGUCCAUGAAGAGAAGUUCUUCUGCAUUAAACGUUCCUAAAUUGAAAACAAGUAUUAUGCUUACUCCUAGAAGAGGUUCGCCAUUGUUUACUUCAAUUGUUCCAGGACAAAUGCCAAAUCCAUUAACAACCCGCUCUAGUAGUUCUAAAGUUAGUGUAGAUAGAUCACCUGUGGUCUCACCAUUUCCUAGUUCAACUAAAGAAUAUCUAAUGACUCCAGAAGACAGAACAAACAGUAAUCAAUUUUUCCUUAAUUCCCCGAAACAACCACUAUCACCAUUACUAUUAGCCACUAACCAUAUCAAACCACCAAAACAAAGUAUUAGAGAUUAUGAUAUUAUAAAACCAAUUAGUAAAGGUGCUUAUGGUAGUGUCUUUUUGGCAAGGAAAAAAUUAACUGGUGAUCAUGUUGCCAUAAAAGUUUUAAAGAAGAAUGAUAUGAUUGCUAAAAAUCAAAUAACGAAUGUAAAAUCAGAACGUGCAAUUAUGAUGGUCCAAAGUAAUAAACCUUAUGUUGCAAGACUUUUUGCUACUUUUCAAAAUAAAGACAAUUUAUUCUUAGUAAUGGAGUACCUACCUGGGGGUGAUUUAGCUACUCUAAUAAAAAUGAUGGGCUGCUUACCUGAUAAGUGGGCCAAGCAAUAUUUAUCAGAGGUAAUCAUUGGUGUGGAGGAUAUGCAUAAAAACAAUAUUAUUCAUCAUGAUUUAAAACCAGAAAAUCUGUUAAUUGAUAAUGCAGGGCAUGUAAAAUUAACCGAUUUUGGUCUGUCAAGAGCAGGGUUGGUUCGUCGUCAUCAAAGAGCUCCAUCACGGAAAACUUUAAGUAUUUCGUCUACAACAAGUACACCAACUACGUUGCCAACUAUGCAAUUUCCUAACCAUGAUACUGUACCUGAAAACGUACAUACACCAGGGUCUGAUUCAAGAACGAGUAAUAGUAGUACUACAAACUCUCAUACAAUGAGAGCUAAUUCAUUAAAGGAAAGUACUGAACAUCUUAGUAACACUCGAUUAAUUAUUGACGGGUUGAUGCGAGAAAGGGAGAGAACAGAUUCCAUCUCAAGCACUCAUUCAAAUAGAGAUUGGAGUUCUAUGAUGAAAAGAACAGACUCCCAAACGUCUUUUUCAUUCUUGGAUAUUUCUAGAUCAAGUACUCCACCCCCACAAUCCUCAGUACCCUUACAGCAACAAGUAUUUAAUAUUCCACCUCAUACAAGAACUAAUUCAAACAUUUCAGAAGCUGUUGAUUCAAAUGCUUCAAUGGAUUUAGCCUUAUUCCACCCAGAAAGCACCAAACAAGAUAAAAAAUUUUUUGGUACUCCCGAUUAUCUUGCUCCUGAAACAAUUGAAGGUACUGGUGAAGAUAAUCAAUGUGAUUGGUGGGCUGUUGGCUGUAUUUUAUUCGAAUUUUUAUUAGGAUAUCCACCAUUUCAUGGAAAGACACCAGAAAUAGUAUUUCAAAAGAUUUUAAGCGGAUCGAUUCAGUGGCCAGAGUUUUCAACCUCUGAAGAAGAGGCAGAAUUUGUAACACCAGAAGCAAAAGAUCUAAUCUUAAAAUUUUUAGAAAGAGAUCCCUUGAAAAGACUUGGUUCUAAUGGAGCAACUGAAAUUAAAAACCAUCCGUAUUUCAAAGGUAUUAAUUGGGAGAAAGUUUAUGAAGAAACACCAUCAUUCGUUCCAACAGUUGAUAAUCCUGAAGAUACCGAUUACUUUGAAUCAAGAGGUGCAAUACUGGAAGACUUGGGUGGAGAUGAUGAUUCAGAUGAGGACGAUGAUAUACCCGAGCUUUUCCCUGCUGCAGAUUUGAAUUCUGCUACGUCUCCAACGCAUGAUGACCAUACUAAGAACUCACUUGGAUUUAAUUCUGUUAAACAGCACGGUGCUGAUCUUUCUAGUCCUCUGCAUAAACUGAGUAUUUCUUCUGUGCUGGAAUCUGUUAGUCAAAAAAAUGAUGAUAACAUUUCUCCUACUUUGUUUAAAAAUGCACCAUCAGCAAUACCACCGCAUAUGAGAGAGCGGAGAAGUACCAAAAAAUUAGGAGAACUUCAGACAGAGUUUGGGUCUUUCAACUUUAGAAAUUUGUCUGCAUUAGAUAAAGCUAACAAAGAUGCCAUCAAUAGAUUGAAAAGUGAACAUCUUGGUGAACAUAACUUAAAUAAAAAACUAUCAUCGGUUUCAUUACCUUCGACAUCUUCAGAUAUAUCAGGACUGAAAAUCAAGACAAACCAACACUUCAGUUCUGAUCUUUCCUCAGCCCAAAAAUCUUCACUCAAAUCUGAGGUGUCAUCCAUUUAUUCAAAUUCAUCAGAAACGAGACUUAAUACUGACACUGCACCAUCAUCUAGGAGAGGCAGUUUAAUAAACACGAAAAGUGGAAUUCACAGCCCCACCACGGCAAAUAUUAUGCAAUUCAAUGAUAUCGGUUCUGAUUCCCCAUCAAUACCAAAAUUUAAAUCUCCAUUAUCUCCAACCAUCAAUGCGACAAACUCUUCAGUAUUCCUAGGAACUGGAAAUUCAACUCCUAACAAUACGUUUUUAAAUAAUAGCAGCAGCAAUUCAGAUUACUCUCCAUUUGUAAACAAAUCUAGAAUGCUGUCCAAAAGCUCCUCACAAAGAACUGUUGGCAGUGAUGCUUUUACAGACGAUGCUGAUAAACUGUAUGCAAUAUCAAAAGUUAACUCAUUUCGAUACAGACGAAGAAGUGCAAGAAAAAGCUCAAACGGAAGUGGUAUAGGAUAUCAUCUAGAUGUAUUAUUAUGUGAACCAAUUCCUAUACAUAGAUAUAAAGCAACAAGAGACUUAGAAAGUUUAGGUUGUACUGUAGUCAGUGUCGGUGCUGGCGAUGAGCUAGUAAGCAGAGCAAACGGUGUUAUUAAAUUUGAUCUUAUUAUAACGGCUUUGAAACUACCGAAGAUAGAUGCUGUAGAUAUUGUAAAAUUAAUCAAGCAAACAAACGGUAUCAAUUCAUUGACACCUAUUAUUGCUGCAACAAAUUACACACAAGAAGCAGAAACAUGCCAUGUAUUUAAUGAUAUUAUGGAAAAACCAAUUCAGUUAGACAUUUUAAGAAGAGUUGUAUCAAGGUAUGCUCUCCAAAAAAGCCAAAUCGAAGAAGAUAACGUCUUAAGCGAUAUGGAAGUUAUCUAA
Messenger RNA from Henningerozyma blattae CBS 6284, 5919 nucleotides. RefSeq names its product protein kinase RIM15 (gene RIM15). Gene Ontology annotation, cellular component: cytoplasm; nucleus. Bases 1 to 5919 code for a protein of 1972 amino acids. NCBI's taxonomy places the organism in Eukaryota, Fungi, Ascomycota, Saccharomycetes, Saccharomycetales, Saccharomycetaceae. Gene Ontology annotation, molecular function: ATP binding; protein serine/threonine kinase activity. Gene Ontology annotation, biological process: phosphorelay signal transduction system; peptidyl-serine phosphorylation. The transcript has a single exon. The record is from RefSeq and is a predicted model, not a curated record.